Arthroderma uncinatum is the source of this 492-nucleotide messenger RNA. Its product is annotated as DUF431 domain-containing protein. Gene Ontology annotation, molecular function: protein-arginine omega-N monomethyltransferase activity. The coding region runs from base 1 to 492 and encodes 163 amino acids. The record is from RefSeq and is a predicted model, not a curated record. Gene Ontology annotation, biological process: peptidyl-arginine methylation. The transcript has 3 exons. Lineage: Eukaryota; Fungi; Ascomycota; Eurotiomycetes; Onygenales; Arthrodermataceae.
AUGGGUGCUGAUAAAGGCCAGGGUCCGGCCCAGGAUGGGCUAAUACCCGCUACUUUCGUUGUCGAGCAUCUUGAUCCGGAACUUGGGUCAUGGUCUGCACUGGAGUAUAGAUGCAUUGCUGAAGAGCUGGGCAACGCCGGGUCAAAAUUCAUGUUGACAUCCGUGCAAGAAUCUCUGCGCCUACCGACAAGCCUGUCGUCACAGAGUAACCUGGGUGUUGAGCACCAGAGCGUGGAGGAGCUCUUUUCAGACAGGAAGUCGGCCAUUUGCCUCUUGGAUCCAGCGGCAACCACAGAGCUGUCGCCGGCUGACGGAGAUGAGUUUCGAAUUUUCCUGUUUGGCGGUAUACUCGGCGACCAUCCACCACGAGACCGGACCUCUGAAUUGAGGCAGAAGGGGUAUGCAUGCCGUCGAUUAGGCCCCAAGCAGAUGACUACAGAUACCGCCGUCAGAGUGACGCGGAUCGUGACCCAGGACAAAGGUAUGAAUUAA